Messenger RNA from Entelurus aequoreus (snake pipefish), 2525 nucleotides. Its product is annotated as ras-related protein Rab-40C-like. Gene Ontology annotation, molecular function: GTPase activity; GTP binding. Gene Ontology annotation, cellular component: synaptic vesicle; plasma membrane; endosome. Gene Ontology annotation, biological process: intracellular signal transduction; protein localization to plasma membrane. NCBI's taxonomy places the organism in Eukaryota, Metazoa, Chordata, Actinopteri, Syngnathiformes, Syngnathidae. The coding region runs from base 480 to 1439 and encodes 319 amino acids. The transcript has 5 exons. The record is from RefSeq and is a predicted model, not a curated record.
CUUCCAAAACCACCAAGAAUUUUUCCUUUUAAACACGCCCCCGGAUAUUACGUUUCCAUGACGUAACAACACCCGGAAGUUCCAUCGGCGUCAACCAACUGCUGGACUCCUUUAGCCGAGUGUUCCUUAAUAUUAAUGAUUGUCAAAUGUGCAGCUUAUUUUUCCUUCAUUGUAAUUCCUACAUAUAUGAGUUAACUUUUGGAGCCUAUACAUUAUCUAGCCUGAGCUUGUUAAAUGUUAGACAAAGCGUAUCUUCCGGCUGUUGCUAACACGGCAGCUAACGCGGCUAAAGCUAAUAUAGUGUUGACAUAACAUUACGUUGACGACGAUCCUCUUGUCUUGUCGCCUGUUAAGUCAAUAAUAACAAAUACAUUACUUUUUACAUUGUAACCCGCGUGUAUGAUUACAAAUGGGGCAGCAUAUGACCUACAACAACAUAUAAAAUACAGUCAUUUAGUUGUCUGCCUGCCACGACUGGCAUGCGCGGGAUGAUGGGGAGCCAGAGCAGUCCUGUCAAGACUUAUGACUAUCUUCUCAAGUUUCUUCUGGUGGGAGACAGCGAUGUUGGUAAGGGAGAGAUCUUGGACAGUUUGCAGGACGGCUCUGUGGAGUCUCCCUAUGCCUACAGCAGUGGAAUCGAUUACAAGACAACAACAAUACUGCUGGAUGGAAAAAGAGUAAAACUGGAGUUAUGGGACACAUCUGGGCAGGGGAGAUUCUGCACCAUCUUCAGGUCUUACUCCCGAGGGGCACAAGUGAGGACGACAGAUCAUUUGGGGUGUUUUUACAUCAAAUCUAUACUGUGUACUAAGACUUUCCUCCCACAGGGCAUUUUGCUAGUCUAUGACAUCACCAACGGUUGGUCAUUUGACGGCAUUGACCGCUGGAUCCGGGAAAUUGAUGAGCAUGCCCCAGGUGUGCCCCGGAUCUUGGUUGGCAACAGACUUCACCUGGCUUUCAAGCGGCAGGUUCCAACGGAGCAAGCGAGGGCUUAUGCGGAGAAAAACAGCAUGACUUUCUUUGAGGUCAGCCCUUUGUGCAACUUCAAUGUCAUCGAAUCGUUCACAGAACUCUCACGAAUUGUGCUCAUGAGGCACGGGAUGGAAAAAUUCUGGAGGCCCAACAAAGUUUUCAGCCUCCAAGAUCUGUGCUGCCGUUCAAUCGUCUCCUGCACGCCCGUGCACCUCAUCGACAAACUGCCUCUGCCCGUGUCCAUCAAAUCCCACCUGAAGUCUUUCUCCAUGGCCAACGGCAUGAACGCGGUCAUGAUGCACGGACGCUCCUACUCGGUGGCUCACAGCGCGGCGUCAUGCAGCAGUAACGGGGGAAGCAAGGUCAGCAGUAUCAAACGCUCAAAGUCCUUCAGGCCUCCACAGAGUCCGCCUAAAAACUCUUCCUCCCCCUCCUCCUCCUCCAAGGGGAACUGUAAAAUAGCGUAGUGAAAGUGCGGUCUCAGGCCAGUGUUUACGAUGGGAAACGAGCUACCUACAAUAUCAGAGAUUAACGCUACCAUUUGGCUUAGUUUCUGUUUUCUUUGCACUUCUUGCUGCUGCCAUCUGGUGGAGGGCGCUGUAAUAACACUUACUGAAAAGCCAAACAAUGGACACAGACGAGCAGCACAUUUUUACUCACUACAAAUCAUGGGAGCCACUUUAACUCCUUUUUUGGAGAGAAAGUUGAUUCGUUUUUCUUAAUAUUUAAAAAUACUCUCAACUAUUUUAGAUUGUUUCCUAGUGAUUGUUAUUAUAAGGAAGUCCUUAUGCUCGUUUAGUACUGACUAUGAUUUACAAAGUGUCUUAUGAAUCUCAUCAAAAGCCCAACCUCUGCAACUUUCACAUUGAAGUUAAAUUCAAAUAGAAAUAUUCAUAUUGAUUGUCAGGAAUUGCACUGAUUUAAGCAAACAUGUGCAUUAGUUUAUUUACCAUUGGACAUUUUUAGCCCAUCAAUCAAAAGGAUAUUGACCAUAAACAAUAUAUUUGCUUGGUGCUGAUGAGGUAACUAACAUGUUUUUCUCUAUCUUGGUGGAUGAAUGAACACAUUUUUUUUAACAGGAUUGUUUGCAUUUUGAAUAUUUUAUAAAUGCUAUGUAUUUAUGAAUGUACAACUCUAAAGUCUUCUACUUUUCUGUGGCCAUAUAGCAAGCGGUGGAAUGUGUUGAAUAUUUGUGUUUCACAACCUCCUCUGGACAGGGUUGGGUUCUGUUGACAUCUGGUCAAUAUUUUACGUCGCAAGACACGCACAAAUGAUUGACAAGACGUCAUAAAAAGAGCACAUUGCUUUUUUUGUUUGGAUCCGAAUGAUUAAAUAAACAACAACGAUAUUGGCAUCCUUUAUUCAUUAUUUUAUGGAUGGUUUUGUGUAAAUAGGUUUUUAGUCAGGUCAUGAAGGGAAUACAGGUCAACUAAUGCAGUGAUUGGUACGCCAAAUAAUCACUUAAUUAAAGUUUCCAACACAGUGUUACUGUUUCAUUCAUUUUCAGUCAUUAUUUAUUUAUUUCAGGCAAUGACAUAAAAAGUAAAAAGUUG